Molecule: messenger RNA, 6970 nt
Organism: Sciurus carolinensis (gray squirrel)
Lineage: Eukaryota; Metazoa; Chordata; Mammalia; Rodentia; Sciuridae
Gene: Slc26a1
Product: solute carrier family 26 member 1
Exons: 5
Coding region: 666-2780 (704 amino acids)
Biological process (GO): transmembrane transport
Cellular component (GO): membrane
Molecular function (GO): oxalate transmembrane transporter activity; chloride transmembrane transporter activity; bicarbonate transmembrane transporter activity
Source: RefSeq, a predicted model, not a curated record
CAGUUGUAGGCUCCCCGUUUUCUCUACAGGUCCCAAAGGCAGUAACUCCACACAGUACCCACUCCAGUGCGGUGCGUGUACUGGUUUGGAGAGGAAGCCCCGCAUCAGCGGAGGGUCGGUCUCCCUCCACUUGGCCCCCACUGGGACAGGGAUUCUGGAGGCGCGGAGCGGGAGGGAGCUGGGCGGAUGGCAAGUCCUCCAAAACUCCCCUGCAGAGCGGCCUGAUCAGAGAGGCAGACAGGGCACCGCCGCGGGGAAGCGAGAGGCCCCUUCCACCCGCCCAGGCCGGCCAGGCCCCGCGGGGCACCGGCCGGGCCUCACAGGGGCCCAUUCACCGCGCUGGUACCGACGGGCCGCCCCCCGGCCCCGGCCCGAGCGCGAGCGCCGCUAGGACCCAGCCGCUGCCGCGCCGGGUGGGUGAUCACAGCUGCAUCUCACCUGCGGAGGUACCCAGACCAGGCAGGGCAGGGCGAGAGGACGGAUCCCUGCCACCCAGACCACAGAGGGGCCCAGCACACACAGUGCUCCUCAUAGGUCAGCCUCAGACCUGCUGUCCCAGAGGGCUCGGAGGUCCAGCCAGCCAGCAGGCCUCAGCCCCUCCAUAUCCCACAGGCCACCAAGCCUGUGGGCACCCCAGGCUGGCCUGCAGUGCCAGGCUCUGCAGGAUGGAGGCUUCGCCUGAGCCCCCGCCGCAGGGCCGGGGGCUGCUGCUGGUCCGACGGCAGCCCCCCGCGUCCAAGGGCCUGCUGGAGACGCUGAAGGCCAGGCUUUGGCGGAGCUGUACCUGCAGCGUGCCACGAGCCCAGGCGCUGGUGCAGGACCUGGUCCCUGCCACACGCUGGCUGCGUGAGUACCGUCCUCGGGAGGACCUGGCGGGUGACGUCAUGUCGGGCUUGGUCAUAGGCAUCAUCCUGGUGCCCCAGGCCAUCGCCUACUCCCUGCUGGCCGGGUUGCAGCCCAUCUACAGCCUCUACACGUCCUUCUUUGCCAACCUCAUCUACUUCCUCAUGGGCACCUCGCGCCAUGUCAACGUGGGCAUCUUCAGCCUCCUGUGCCUCAUGGUGGGGCAGGUGGUGGACCGGGAGCUCCAGCUGGCUGGCUUCGACCCCUCCCAGGACAGCCUGAGGCCUGAGGCCAACAGCAGUGCCCUCAGCAGCCCCAACACCUCACUGGUGCUGGGGCCACAGGGCUGCGGGAGGGACUGCCACGCCAUCCGUGUCGCCACGGCCCUCACGCUGGUGGCCGGGAUCUAUCAGGUCCUCAUGGGCGUCCUCCGGCUGGGCUUCGUGUCCACCUACCUCUCGCAGCCCCUGCUGGACGGCUUCGCCAUGGGGGCCUCCGUGACGAUCCUGACCUCACAGCUCAGGCACAUGCUGGGCGUGCGGGUCCCGCGGCACCAGGGCCCGGGCAUGGUGCUCAGCACGUGGCUGAGCCUGCUGCGCAGCCUUGGGCAAGCCAACCUGUGUGAUGUGGCUACCAGUGCCGUCUGCCUGGCAGUGCUUCUGGCCGCUAAGGAACUUUCUGACCGCCUCCGGCACCGCCUGAAGGUGCCGCUGCCCACAGAGCUGCUGGUCAUCGUGGUGGCCACGCUCGUGUCCCACUUCGGGCAGCUCCACAGGCGCUUUGGCUCCAGCGUGGCAGGCGAUAUCCCCACUGGCUUCGUGGCCCCUCAGGUCCCGGACCCCAGGCUGAUGCAGCGUGUGGCACUGGACGCAGUGUCCCUGGCCCUUGUGGGCUCGGCCUUCUCCAUCUCACUGGCGGAGAUGUUUGCCCGCAGCCAUGGCUACUCCAUCCGUGCCAACCAGGAGCUUCUGGCCGUGGGCUGCUGCAACGUGCUGCCUGCCUUCUUCCACUGCUUUGCCACCAGUGCCGCGCUCUCCAAGAGCCUGGUGAAGACAGCCACUGGCUGCCGGACACAGCUCUCCAGCGUGGUCAGUGCUGCUGUGGUGCUGCUGGUGCUGCUGGUGCUGGCCCCUCUGUUCUGGGACCUGCAGCGGAGUGUGCUGGCCUGCAUCAUCGUGGUCAGCCUGCGGGGAGCUCUGCGCAAGGUGAGGGACCUCCCACAGCUGUGGCGGCUGAGCCCCGUGGACGCGCUGGUGUGGGGGGCCACUGCAGCCACCUGCGUGCUAGUCACCACUGAGGCUGGGCUGCUGGCCGGGGUGCUCCUCUCGCUGCUCAGCCUGGCGGGACGCACGCAGCGCCCACGGGCAGCCCUGCUGGCCCGCAUUGGGGACUCGGCCUUCUAUGAGGACGCCACGGAGUUCGAGGGCCUCGUGCCUCAGCCUGGGGUGCGGGUGUUCCGCUUUGCGGGGCCACUCUAUUAUGCCAACAAGGACUUCUUCCUGCGGUCACUCUACAGCCUCACAGGGCUGGACGCGGGGCGCUCGGCUGCCAGGAGGAGGGAGCCAGGCUCAGAGGGGGCCGGUGGAGAGGGAGAGCCUGUCCACGGCAAGGCCCCGGGCUCGGUGAACAGCAGGGUCAGGCUAGUGCCCGCGGCUGCUGGCUUCCACACGGUGGUCAUUGACUGCGCCCCGCUGCUGUUUCUGGACGUGGCUGGCAUGGCCACGCUGCAGGACCUGCGCCGUGACUACCAGGCCCUGGGCGUCACCCUGCUUCUGGCCUGCUGCAGCCCCUCAGUGAGGGAUGCCCUGAGGAGAGGAGGCUUCCUGGGUGAGGACCAGGGUCCUGAGGAGGAGCAGCUGUUCCCCAGCGUGCACAGUGCUGUGGAGGCCGCCCACGCCCGUCAUGGGGAGCUCAUGGUCGCUGACUCUGCCCUCUAGCAGGGCCAGGGACUGCCAGCGUCCACUCCCUCCCACAAGCCCAAGGGAGACACCCACAGCCAUCACUGAGCUCCUGCUGCAGGAGCUGCCCAAGGGCUAGAGUCAGCCAAGCGUGAGACCUUGGGCCACCUCUGCCAUGGAGAAGCCAGGGAACCUCACUUGAAAGGGAGGGUCAGCACUCUCAGACACACGAGAACCCCAAGUGCUCACCCAAAACAUGUGCCCCACCCUGGUGCAGCACAGGCAUGGCCCCUUGGGCCAGACUCAGAAAGGCCAGGCCCGGUCUGACAUUCUGUGUCACUGUCUUAUUUGAACAGAGUCCUGCAAAUUAUGUGGCCUCCAAGGUGUCAGAAGGCCACCCUAUCCCUGGGCCUACCUGGCCCCUGCUCCCAGGAGGAGCUGAACCAAGGGCACCAGGGCCAGUGUCUGGAGGGCCACCACACCCAAGUGCUCCUUGCACUCCGUGCUCACCUCUGGGCAGGCCAGCUGGUCCAGUGUCAGGGACAAGGUGGAUAAGCAACCUUGGCCCUCAGGGGCAGUGUCCCCACAUAGCUCUGCCAGUGGCCACACAGACUGGAGCACCUGUCCUCACACACAGAGCCAGGUGCAGCAGAUGCAGCCAGACACCAACCUCCAUGGCGACCUCCAGGGUGAAGCCAGCUGUGCCCCUUCCAGGGACUCAGAGCCUCUGGGACACAGUGACCCCUGGGCUCCAGCACAGCCAGCCAGGAUGUCCCCCUCCUGCCUUCCCCAGGGGAGGCGCUGACAGGAGCACUCUGGGGGCGACAUGUCUCAGAGCAGCCCCAGCACCGUGCCCCACGCGGUCCCUCCCACCCCAGCCCUACACUUCUCCACAGUGGCUGGCGAGAGCAGGCCUGCCUCCUCGCUGCUUCUGUGAGGUGGGCUCUGGCCAGCAGCCCCCAGGUGCCUGCCCAGCAGCACCCACCUGGCAGUGACGAGGUCCAACAGCCAGUGUGUCCGGACUUGCUUGAUGCCACCAUGAGGGACGGCACCCACAUAGGCGAGGUUGAGUUGCUGGUCCCAGCUGAGGUCGUACUGGGCAGCCUGGUCAUGUGGCAGUGGGGGGCUGGGGACAGGACGGGAGUGCUGUGUUCAUCCUGGGGAGGGGGCUCCAGUGGAGCCGCCUCCACACAUCUGGCACCACUACCCAGGCAGUGAAUAAUAAAAUGACCCCUCUACCAGGAAUGCCCUGCGGCUGGUCCUCCUGGGUGGGAGCUCCCAAGAGACACUUGCCCUGCCAGACAGGGAAGGGUCUCAGCUCCCUAAGGAGGGCGCUGGUGACACAGACAGAUGGGGGUCAGCUCCAGCACCCCUGGGCUGCCCUUUUUGGGAGUCAGGAAGAGGGAAGAGGGCAUCCUGAGCCCACAGCCUAAGUGCCCGCCAGGGCGCUUCAGACUCCGGGGCCAAGGGAACGCUCAGGGCUGACCCCAGAGCUCCAGCCCAGGGGACACCCACUCAGUAAAACCCAGAACCCAAACUCGGCGAAGGAGGGGAAAGGAGGGAAGACGCCCCACCCCGAGUCACAGAGGAAGGGGCUUGGUCCUGGCUCCUGAGCCCCACGGCGUGGAGGGCAGCGAGCCCGAGUGUCCUCAGACGCGAUCGGGGCCCCAGGGCAAGCUGGGCGGCCCGCUUCGGGCACAGCGAGCGUGUGCGCGGGCGCGGGCCUCCCGGGCCUCCCGGGCCUCCCGGGCCUCAGCCUCCGCGCGAGGUCGCUCACCAGAAGCCGGUGCUCCUCCAGAAGUGCCGCAGGGGCCGCAGCGCGCGGGCCGCGUCCACGCGCACCAGGUGCGGGGCCUCGGCCAGGGCGGCGGCCAGGGCGGCGGCCAGGAGCGCGAGCCGCGCGGCACGGCGGCGCAGGGGGCGCAUGACCGCAGGCGCCGGACGCUCCGCUCCCGCAGGGCCCGCGGAUCUGGCGGGCCGUUCGGCCGGCCGGGGGCGCCCACGUGACCGCCGCGGCGGGACAGAGGGCGGGGCCUCGCGGCCGGGCGGGGCGGCGGCUGGAGGCGCCGCUUCCUGCGCGCGGCGCGGGUCCCCUGUGUCCCCGCGGAGCCCGGCGUUGCGACCCCGCGUGGCUGCGAGGGCCGGGGACCCGACGCGGAAAGGCCUCGGGAGAGCGCGGGCCCGGUGCUGACGUCUCGGCAGUGCUCGACCGGCGGCCAGAGGCCCGGACUGCGCCAGCCGGUCACCGGGGGCUACCUGAGGAGGCCCCUUGCGAGGUGGGGGUCAGAAGGAGUCGGAAGGGCUCCUAGGGCUUUGGCGAGUGCCCUGUCGGUUUCCUGAAAAGGGGCUGUGGUGAGAGGAACAGGUGUGGCCCGAGGCGUGCCUUCUCUAAGGAGUCAGGUGGCCACUUCUCAUGGACAGCUGAUGACCAGCUGGGAUGUCCUGGGGAGGCAGGGUCAGAGGUGUGUAACGACGUUUACAGUCCGAAUUUUGGACACAGCCUGUAGAACACAGCAACCGGUAGCCAGCAGUCAAAUUUCACAACAGGGCGAAGAGCCCCUUGCCUGCACCCCCUCUGCCACACAGCAGAAGCCGGUCCCUGCAGCCAGCCAAGGUCACCAGUUCUUCUGGAAGGUGCUUGUAAAUCUUGGGUCAUCAGCACGACUGUAAAGGGAUGGGUGAAAGGACAGGGCAAAGCUGGUGUCAGGAAGGGGGAGCCUUCAGGGAUGAGCACCGUGCACAGCUGAGACAGGCCUAGUGGGCCCAACGUCCCGAGAGCUUUCCUGGAGGCAGAGAAGCACCAAGAAGGUGGUGGAGACAUGGAGAGCAUGGAGGGUGACUGUCCUGGCAGAGUCCUGGGCAGAUGUUAGUAGAGCUCGGCACCCAUGCAGGCCUGUAGUCCAGUCACUUGGGAAACGGAGGCAAGAUUGCAAGUUCCAGGCCAGCCUCAGCAACUUAGCAAGACUCUGUCUCAAAAUAAAAAAUAAAAAGGACUGAGGUGUAACUCAGUGGUAGAGCAUCCCUGGGUUCAAUCCCUAGUACUUGGAGGGUGGGAAGUUAAGCAGUAACUCAUGCAAAACUCAAACCUAUGGAGCGGAAAGCAGAAACAAUAACAAGUGAAUCUCACGGGGUCAUAUUGUAGCAGAACUGGCAGGCAAGAAAGAUCACAGCAAGGGCUGGGGUUGUGGCUCAGGGGUGGAGCACUCGCCUAGCACGUGUGAGGCACUGGGCUCGAUCGUCAGCACCAAGUAAAAAUAAAAAUAAAUAAAGGUAUUGUGUCCAUCUACAACUAAAAAAUACUUAAAAAGAAAGAUCACAGCAAGAUUUUAAGAGCUACCUGAAGAAAAGUUUCCAUCACCUGCAGAGGAAGGGCCAUUGACUAACAGCAGAGCAGGCAGCAGGGGCAGUGGGGAGCAGGAAGACAGGACGGGCUGCACCAUGGUGAGAGAACAGUGACCCAGAACACAGGCCAGCGUGACCUCACGGGGGUGCCGGCUGAUGCAGCUCGCCCACCCCCACUCCCACCAAGGUUCAGGAGCUGGGGGUCUGACCUCAGGUGGCCACGUUGGGAGGUGAGACCUUGCAGCCUGGGUCCCAGCUGCUGGAGUGCUGCCCUCCCCAGGGAUUGUGGGACCCCAGCCUCUCUGGCUUCCUGUUUUGAGAUGUGAUCUCUCAUUCCUGCACACAACUCUGCCAUCUGCCAGGGGGCUCACACCAGAGCCAGUGUCCUGCUGCUCCACAGCCUCCACAUCUUGUAGCUAAAUAAACCUCUUUUCUUUAUGAAGUUACCCAGCCUUGGGCAUUUUGUUGUAAUAACAUGAAAUAGACUAAUUGGAGGGUUAAAUCAAUAUACUUGCAGAUGGAAGAACACUGGCAAUCUCCCCAAGAUGUCUAUACUAAGGGAAUUAAAAAUUUUUUUUUUUACUGGGGUUUGAACCCAGGGCCACUCAACCACUGAUCACAUCCAGCACAGCAGCGACCUGAGAGUUGGAAGGUGGGAUAUUGCAGUUUAAAGUUGUGGAGACUUUUUAUUUAGCAGGAGGAGGUUAAGAUAUUUUUAACACUGGAUUCUCUUAUGUUGAGAUUGCAAGGGUUAGAUGCCAUGACUAGUCAUUUAAAAGAGAAACAAUGUAUAAAUUCCAAAACAUCAAGGAAGGAAAAUAAAAUACAAAAAAAAAAAAAAAAUUCUGAAAACCCUGUUAAUUUAGAAAACUGAAAGACAUGAAAGA